Messenger RNA from Thecamonas trahens ATCC 50062, 3684 nucleotides. RefSeq lists its product as uncharacterized. Lineage: Eukaryota; Apusomonadida; Apusomonadidae. Gene Ontology annotation, molecular function: pyrimidine nucleotide-sugar transmembrane transporter activity. Gene Ontology annotation, cellular component: Golgi membrane. The coding region runs from base 1 to 3657 and encodes 1218 amino acids. The transcript has 2 exons. The record is from RefSeq and is a predicted model, not a curated record. Gene Ontology annotation, biological process: pyrimidine nucleotide-sugar transmembrane transport.
AUGGGCGAGCUGCCGAUGCCUGCGGGAGUUCAUGGACUGUCGGCCAAGGAACAGAUGAUGAAGAAGGUUGCGCUGGUGGUGCUUGUCUUUCAGAACUCGACUCAGUUGCUGCUGAUGAACUACUCGAGGACGCUCAAGGGGCCAUCGUACAUCUCGUCGACGGUGGUGGUCUGUGUGGAGGUUGUCAAGCUCAUCUGCUCCUUUGCUCUCCUCUCGCAUGAGCAUGGUUGGGAUUGGAGUGCUGCAAAGAUCGAGCUCUCCUCCCAGCUGGCCGAUCCUUGGGAUACUUUCAAGGUCGGCGUCCCAGCCUUUAUCUACAUGGUGCAGAACAACUUGCUGUUUGUGGCCACGUCGAAUCUGGACGCUGCCACCACCCAGCUGACGUACCAGCUCAAGCUGAUGACGACAGCGCUGUUCUCAGUCUUUAUCCUCGGCAAGCAGCUUUCGAACCAGCAGUGGCUCGCCCUGGUAGUCCUCACCGCCGGCGUCACGCUCGUCCAGCUUGGGAUCCGCCCGCCGGGCGAGGGCGAGGCCCACUCGUCGUCGGUCCACUACGGCUCACAGCUGACGGGCUUUCUGGCGGUACUCUCAGCGUGCCUGCUCUCGGGCUUUGCCGCCGUGUACUUUGAGAAGAUUCUCAAGGGCUCCAAGGUCUCGGUCUGGAUCCGUAACAUCCAGCUCGGAGCCAUCGGCUCUGUCCUUGCCCUCGCUGGGGCGUAUGUGUCUGACGGAGCGGCCAUUGCCGAGUACGGCUUCUUCCGCGGCUACGGUGCGAUUGUAGUGCUCAUCAUCAUGGUCUACGCGCUUGGCGGGCUGACUGUGGCCGUGGUGGUCAAGUACGCCGACAACAUUCUCAAGGGCUUUGCCACCUCGUUCUCGGUCAUUGUCUGUGCUCUCUUUUCGAUCGUCUUUCUGGGUAUGCAGCCGUCGCUUGUCUUUGCCGUUGGCGCAGCGUUGGUCAUGGCCUCGGUCUCGCUCUACAACUCGUCGCGUGACUACUUUGGCCUCAACGGCGUCCUGGCGGCAGCAGCAGCGGCAGAAGCAGUGGCGACGGGCGGGCGGAGGGCAACGGCCGAGGAGGAGGGCGGGGGGACGGAGCUGCCCGGGGGCGUGACGCCCAACGCGCCUCCGUUGGAGCAGGUCUUUGCCCUCCUCACCUCGCGACACUCGAGCGGACUUGCGCUUCGUCAUGCGGCUGCUCUGGCCAAAGUGGCGAGUGCCAAUGCUGCUGCCGGCGGCUUUCAUCUGAGGGAUCUGCCGCGGCUGGUGCCUGUCUUCGAAGCCGCCGUCACCAACGCCGCCAACGCUUCCGAUGCCAGGCCCUAUGCCGCUCCUCUGAGGGAUCUUCUGGCUCUGGCUGCUCGCCCGCUGAGAGCUGCUGGCGCGUCAGACGAACUCAUUCUGUUUGAUCAUGUCGUGGCUCUGGUCGCCUUUCUGGCCCAUGCUGCCAGCGCCGUCUUUGUCCCUGAUGCCGCGGCGGCGGCUGCCACGGCUCUCGCCGCCUAUGAUGCCGCAGGGAGGCGCGAGGACGGUGAGCCGCUACGCUAUAAUCAGCAUGCUGUCUCUAUAUCUGGCUGCAUCCCGCUCCUGGUCCAGGCUCUGGGCCGCGCCAUGGAGGCCGGCGACGGCGCCGUAGAGACCGUCGACGCCAUCGUGGACGCUCUGCUCUCGCUCUCGUGCUCGCUCCCGUCGCACUGCGCCCAGAUUGCCGAUGCUGGUGGAAUUGCACUUGCCGCGCGACUGUUUGCCGGCUGCGCGCGCGCCCCGGCAAGGUUGGAGGUCCUGGUCGAGCUGGUGUGGAACGUGCUCGAGGCCGUGCCCGAGGCCCACGCCCAGAUGGACUCUGUCGAGGUUCUGGCCGACAUCCGCGGCGUCUUUGCCUCGCUCCUCCUUCACUCGCGUAAGCGCAACGACCGCCAUCUCCGCAAUGAGGUCCUCAUCCUCGCCACACUUCUCGCCAACUCGGGCUAUGUUGACCCGAACGCCUUUGUGGCCGCAGGCUUUACCACCCUCCUCCUCGAGCUGGCUUGCGCCCGCGAGACGGCACGCGUCCCGGCAUCACUCCCGCAGCUCCCGCUGACGGCUCUUGGCUGCACCGAAGAGGACUUUGAGAUGAAGAAGCUGCUGUGGAACCUGGUGCUCUCGACAACGACCACCCCCGACGGUGUGGCGGCGCUCAUCAGCGCCUCCUUUGUCCGUGUUCUCCUCAUGUACCUUGAUCCGGGUGCAGAGCGUGGGACGCUGCUCCAGUGGACGCUUCACCAGCACCGCGAGCUGCAGGUCCUCGCCACCUCGCUGCUCUUCCACCUCGCGGCCGAGGUUCCGGCCGAGUUUGCCGCCGGCAACGGUCCGUCGCUUGUCAUCGACGCCUUUGUGCAGCACCUUGAUGAACCUCCGCCAGCGGCGCUGCGCUCCGGUCUGAGCAAGCUCGUCCUCAACACUGCGGCCCUGUUUGCGACGCAGUACGGCGAGCUCGGCCUUGUUGCUGUCCUCCUCUCCAUUCUCAAGGACGCGACGCUCGAGGUCAAGCUGCGGCGCGAUGCGGCACUCACGCUCUCGGUCCUCACCGCCGAAAACGCAGCGAACCAGGCCGAGUUUCUCCUCGAAGGCGGCAUCGACGCCGUCAUCGCACUCCUCAACUUUGACAUGAGCGACCCUGAGCGCGAGCCCACCAUUGUUCUCGCAGCCAUCGACUGCAUCUGGUCCGCAGUGGUGGGCAUCAUCGAGUCCGAGACACAGUUCUUGCGGGCCGAUGGCGUCUUUGCCCUCCUCGACCUGCUUGACACGCCGAAGCUGCCGGCCGAGAUCACCAACCAUGGCCUCGGUGUUAUCCUCGACCUGCUCGACCAUCCUUACACGGUGGCGUAUGUGCGGAGGUGGCGGUCCGGCCGCGACGCUGAGCGCUCAGUGGCCCAUCUCUUGCUCGAGGCCUGGGAGACGUCGCAGGCCGAGCUGGGCGUGGCGCUCGACAGGCACGGGGUCAUCGGCAACGUGGAUACCCCACUGGCGCCUGUGGCCGUGAGCGAUGACGAUGAAGGCGAGGGUGGAGCGCCUGCCUUUGCCGCGGUGGCACAGUACGGGCGGACUGCGGCCUUUGUGCUCGAGCUCGAGGCGGCCGCGGCGGCCGAGGCAGACGGCGACGGCGGCGACGGCGACGAGGUCUCGCCGGCGAUUGCCGACGUGCGAGCCAACAUGCGGGCCAAAGUCUUUGCCCUCUUUUGCAAGCUCGGGUUUCAGGGCCACACUGGGCUCAGCUGCCGGCACAAGACGGCACUUCGGCUCAUUCUGGAGUACUUUAAGUACAAGGUCGGCGAGGUGUGGACCGAGAUCGACGCCGAGCUCGAGGCUGAGGAGGUGCGGCCCAUUUCGCCAGACCUCACCCGGCUCGGGACCAUGCACGAAUACAUCCAGCAGUCAGCGGUGAACCUGCAGACCGAGCAGCGCGCCGUCGUGGCGCGUGAGCAGGAGCGCGAGCUCAAGGCCGAGGCCGACAUGUACCACAUGAUCAUGGAAAAGAGUCGGCUGAUGCGCGAGGCGGCGGCGGCCGAUGCCGCCGCCGCUUCGGACUCGACCACCGCUCACGACCCCGUCCACCCUGCCCAUGUCGCCGGGCCGGGGGCGACGCUAUCGCCGCGACACGCAAUGCGUCCGCGAUGAAAUUCGUUUAAAGGAAACAACUGCCUG